UCGAUCGAGGCCAGUUAUCUACCGUAGUCUGGGAUAUAGGUGGCAGCACAGGCUAAGCCGGUCCUGUAUCGGAACCCCUCUAUUGAUAGCCUCCGGACUUACCCAUCGUCAUACGCCAUUGUGACGACUGAACCGUGAGCGUAAAGUGUAAACAAAGUCACGAUAAUUAAUAUUAAAACAGAUUUAUUAUAGAGAAUAUAACCUAGGUGUGUGUGUGUGAGGGGGUUGGAGGGUGUAACCAUUAACCAAUGGUCUCCGAUCCCUCCCAUAUGGAUACAUAUGGAACGGCCCUUGGGAUAUUGUGGUAUUGGGGGGACUUUUAUUUACAUUUCAUGUUUUUAAUUUAUUUUGCAGUCUUGAAAACUACAAAAUGCGAUCAAGGGGGUUGGAUGAAGCUGAUAAAGGGCUCCUUGGUGACGACUUGACUGAACUGGAACAGUACUUACUUGAUAGUCAGGAACUCAUCAAAAUCCGAGGCAAGAAUGGAAAAAUGGUCCCCAUCCUUGUUCCUGAAGACGCACAGAAACCAAUGGAGUUUAUUACGUCGACAGCGGUCAGACGGGCAGUUGGUGUGAAAACCUGGAAUACAUUUGUAUUUGGAAACACGGGUGAGGGUGUGAUAAGGGCUUAUGAUUCCCUCAAAGAAAUGUGUGCAGAAUUGAAUCUUGGAGCUCCCGAGCGUAUCACAUCCGUGUCCAUGAGAAAAUACAUUGCUACAUUAAGCCAAGUGAUUGAUAUGAAAGAUCAUGAACUAGAGUGGCUAUGCAGUCAUUUAGGACAUACUUCCGAAAUCCACAAGUUGCACUAUCGCUCCACAAGUGGGUUUAUUGAAAGGGUGAACAUUGGGAAGCUCAUGGUCCUUCAGGACCUGAACAUCGCCGGACACUUCAAAGGACAACGACUACAGGAUAUCGACAUUGAAGACAUAUCAG
Molecule: messenger RNA, 932 nt
Organism: Pecten maximus
Lineage: Eukaryota; Metazoa; Mollusca; Bivalvia; Pectinida; Pectinidae
Source: RefSeq, a predicted model, not a curated record